AUGAAAGAAAUUGCACGAAGCUACGUUUGGUGGCCUAACAUCGAUCGCGACAUCGAACAGACUGUUCGUCUCUGUGCUAGCUGUCAACAGACUAGACACCUUCCAGCUGUGGCACCCCUAAUGCCAUGGGUGUGGCAUAGCUCUUCGUGGCACAGAAUUCACAUCGAUUUCGCGCAGAAAAAUGGUCACGAUUUCCUGAUCGUCAUUGACGCAUACGCAAAAUGGCCAGAGAUCUUCCACAUGAGUAGCACCACCGCGAAUGCAACCAUCACGGUGCUGCAAGACUUAUUCAGCAGGUAUGGCAUCCCCUACCAACUUGUCAGUGACAAUGGACUGCAAUUCACAAGUGAGGAGUUCCAAUGGUUCCUCAAGGUGAAUGGCGUAAAACACGUAAGAGUUGCACCGUACCACGCCGCAAGUAAUGGUGCAGCAGAACGAAUGGUUCAAUCCUUCAAACGUGCUCUCAGCUCAAGCAAAUCGAGUGUUCGGAGUUUGCAACAACGUAUCGACAGUUUCCUGUUGACAUAUCGCACUACGACACAUGCAACAACCGGUCGUACUCCUGCGAGUUUGUUCCUAGGACGCGAACUGCGUACUCGUUUGUCCUUGCUACGCCCGGACGUUGAACGCAAGGUGGUCAACAUGCAGAGCAACCAAAAGUUGCACCACGACAAACAGACCCAACUCCGCGAGUUCUAUGCGGGGGAGGAUGUGUUGGUUAAGGAUUUCCGCUGCAAAGAGACUUGGUGGCUGGCCACAGUCGCAGAGCGCACAGCCCCAAAGUCUUAG
Messenger RNA from Patiria miniata (bat star), 789 nucleotides. RefSeq lists its product as uncharacterized. Gene Ontology annotation, biological process: DNA integration. The transcript has a single exon. NCBI's taxonomy places the organism in Eukaryota, Metazoa, Echinodermata, Asteroidea, Valvatida, Asterinidae. Gene Ontology annotation, molecular function: nucleic acid binding. Bases 1 to 789 code for a protein of 262 amino acids. The record is from RefSeq and is a predicted model, not a curated record.